UCCCCUUCUCUGCCGCGGAUGGUCUGGGUCGGGCACGGGCUCUGGGGAUUGGGACCGAUCCAGGGCCGGGAAGGAGGGCACAGGGCGGUGAUUCUGCGCGCGGGGGUUACCAGGGGUCUCGCGGCGACGGGCAUUGGGGGUGGUGUUCCAGGGGGAAAGGGCUGUGCAGGUGGGAGACGUUGUAGAUGGUUGGAAGCUUUGAAACGGGAGGAAACUCGUGAGGCACAGUCUUGUCUCGAGAAGGCAUUGGAGGUGGGGAGGGGGCGUCCCAAAGAGGAAGGCGCUCUGGAAGUGUGGCGGGAGCGCUGGGACAAGAACGCGAGAUCUUGGAAAAGGGGAGGGAGAUUUUCUUGAUGGGAGGAGUGUCUAGAGACAAGGAUCUGAUUGCAGGUGGAGAGGGGAUGUUGAAACAGGGGCAGGAGACUGCCUGUGAGAGAGGGAUGAUCUCAAGGAGAAGAGACCUGGCACAGGAAACCAAAAGGAGGCAACUGUAGGGAAUGAAACUUAAGGGUCUGGGAAAGCGCUGUAAAAGGAGACAGGACCUGGAGAUCCGCUUUAUCCUCAUCCAGAACCGGGCAGGCAAGACGCGCCUGGCCAAGUGGUACAUGCAGUUUGAUGAUGAUGAGAAACAGAAGCUGAUCGAGGAGGUGCAUGCUGUGGUCACCGUCCGAGACGCCAAACACACCAACUUUGUGGAGUUCCGGAACUUCAAGAUCAUUUACCGCCGCUAUGCUGGCCUCUACUUCUGCAUCUGUGUGGACGUCAAUGACAACAACCUGGCUUACCUGGAGGCCAUUCACAACUUCGUGGAGGUCUUAAACGAGUAUUUCCACAAUGUCUGUGAACUGGACUUGGUGUUCAACUUCUACAAGGUUUACACGGUCGUGGACGAGAUGUUCCUGGCUGGCGAAAUCCGAGAGACCAGCCAGACGAAGGUGCUGAAACAGCUGCUGAUGCUACAGUCCCUGGAGUGAGGGCAGGCGAGCCCCACCCCGGCCCCGGCCCUGGCCCCUCCUGGACUCGCCUGCUCGCUUCCCCUUCCCAGGCCCGUGGCCAACCCAGCAGUCCCUCCCUCAGCUGCCCAGGAGGAAGGGACCCAGCUGGGUCUGGGCCACAAGGGAGGAGACUGCACCCCACUGCCUCUGGGCCCUGGCUGUGGGCGGAGGCCACCAUGUGUGUCCCGAGUAACCGUGCCGUUGUCGUGUGAUGCCAUGAGCGUGUGUGCGUGGAGCCCCCAAUAAACCUGUGGUCCUGCCUGGC
Symphalangus syndactylus (siamang) is the source of this 1260-nucleotide messenger RNA. RefSeq names its product adaptor related protein complex 2 subunit sigma 1 (gene AP2S1). Gene Ontology annotation, biological process: intracellular protein transport; clathrin-dependent endocytosis. The record is from RefSeq and is a predicted model, not a curated record. NCBI's taxonomy places the organism in Eukaryota, Metazoa, Chordata, Mammalia, Primates, Hylobatidae. Gene Ontology annotation, cellular component: membrane coat; AP-2 adaptor complex. Gene Ontology annotation, molecular function: clathrin-cargo adaptor activity.